AAAUGUCGGAGUUUUAUUGACCUUGCCCCGGCUUCUGAAAAAGGUGUCCUGUGGCUAUCAGUAGUAUCUGAGGUGUUAUACAUCAUGCUGUUAGUCGUCGGAUUCAGCCUUAUGUGCCUCGAGCUCUUUCAUUCAAGCAGUGUGAUCGAUGGGCUCAAGUUAAAUGCCUUUGCUGCUGUCUUCACUGUGCUUUCAGGUCUCUUGGGGAUGGUGGCACACAUGAUGUAUACUCAAGUUUUCCAAGUGACAGUCAGCCUUGGGCCAGAGGACUGGCGACCGCAUUCGUGGGACUAUGGAUGGUCCUUCUGUCUGGCAUGGGGCUCUUUCACCUGCUGCAUGGCGGCCUCCGUUACUACCUUGAACUCUUAUACUAAGACUGUCAUUGAGUUCAGACACAAGCGCAAAAUCUUUGAGCAGGGCUUUCGAGAAGAGCAGAACUUCCUAGACCAGGAAGCCAUCAAGUACUUCAGAGAAAGGACUGAGGAGGAGAGGGCUGAGGCUGGGGACCUGAGGUUACAGUGCCUCCAUAGCUGCUCCCCAAAUAGGCUUCACAACACCCAGCUCUAA
This is a messenger RNA of Fulmarus glacialis (Northern fulmar), 567 nucleotides long. RefSeq names its product germ cell-specific gene 1-like protein. NCBI's taxonomy places the organism in Eukaryota, Metazoa, Chordata, Aves, Procellariiformes, Procellariidae. The record is from RefSeq and is a predicted model, not a curated record. Bases 85 to 567 code for a protein of 160 amino acids. Gene Ontology annotation, cellular component: plasma membrane. The transcript has 6 exons.